Messenger RNA from Dioscorea cayenensis subsp. rotundata (Guinea yam), 1245 nucleotides. RefSeq names its product aspartic proteinase nepenthesin-1-like. Bases 158 to 1129 code for a protein of 323 amino acids. The transcript has 2 exons. Lineage: Eukaryota; Viridiplantae; Streptophyta; Magnoliopsida; Dioscoreales; Dioscoreaceae. The record is from RefSeq and is a predicted model, not a curated record. Gene Ontology annotation, cellular component: extracellular region.
AUUAAUAGUGUUUUCACUGCUACUACUGCAAUCCUUCGUUUCACACUCCCUAAGCCUACCUAAACUCACAACCAACUUCCUGAUCAACCUUGCAAGUUCCGGUACAAAUAAUGAUCAUCUUAUCCAACAGGAAAUCAAAACCAGAACAGCCAAACUGAUGACAUUUUCAGGCUUAACUGCCGAAAUUGAAAGUGUUGAUGGAGGCUAUCUUGUUAAACUUGCCAUUGGCACUCCAGCUGUCCCCUUUUUAGCCUCCCCUACCACGGUCACCAAUCUCAUUUGGACUCAAUGCGAGCCAUGUGAACAUUGUUUUAAUCAAACAACACCAAUUUACAGCAGUUCGAAUUCGUCUUCCUUUUUGAAACUCCCCUGUGCUCACAAUCUUUGCAAAGCUUCUUAUAUACAUAGUUGCAAUCCAGAUUGCAGAUACAAGCAAAGAUACAUUGGUGGCUCCUCUGAAGGUGUCAUGGGCGUUGUUGGCCUCGGCAGAGGACCUCAAUCUUUGGUUUAUCAACUUGGCAUUCGCAAAUUCUCAUAUUGCCUUCCUCAUUAUGAUGAUGAGUCUAAUGGACGGCUCCUACUUGGUUAUGAAGAUGAACACCAAAAUUCAAUCCAAUCAACUCCACUUGUUCUUAAUCCUUCUAAUUCUUCCUUUUAUUAUCUUACUUUGCAUGGAAUAACUGUUGGUUCCACUAGGCUUUUGACUCCCGAGGGAAUGUUUAAGGUAAGAAAAGAUGGAGGUGGAGGAGUGAUCAUAAAUACUGGCUCAAUGUUUACAGCAUUAGAACAACCUGCAUUUGGACUGUUAAAGGAUGAGUUUAAGUCACAGCUUAAGCUUCCAUUUUCUGAUCAAUCAUCUCUUGGAUAUGAUGCUUGUUUCUCUUUUGAACCAAAAUCAAAUGUGGAGGUGCCUAAGUUGAUAUACCAUUUUGAUGGUGCUGAUUUGGAGCUCCCUGUGAAGAACUACAUGGCUGUUGAUUCUCAAAAUGGGUUGUUGUGUUUGGUGAUCUUGGAAGCCACUGGAGGAUUAACAAUAUUUGGGGGCAUCCAUCAGAGCAACAUCAACAUGAUGCUUGACCUUGAAAGAGAGGUAUUAUCAUUUGUUCCAGCUCAGUGCAAACAACUCUGAAUUUUUUCUUUUCAGUCAGCUUGUGUGAUCUCAAGCUAUUUAUCUUUUUCUGACCUUUUGCUUUUCUAAUAAAUGAUGUCGGAAGCAAAACGUUGUUCCGAGAUCAAUAUAUUGGC